CGAAUUUCUAACACUUGCACUUGAACGUGACGGUUUUCGCCUAUAUAAAGGCGUAAUCUGGUAGUCAGUCAGAGUAUCUAUAUCGGAAGUCCAGGAUAUGCCUCGCAUUGAACCCACUAGUACCGCCGCCAAUCCUUGUUCUAGUGAAACCCCUGCUAACGCUGAUGUUGAAGACAGAGGUCGUGUCUUUGAUAAUUCAAAACCCGAAUCAAUCUACCACAUGUUCUUCCAAGUAGCGGUUCCAUUUUCGAUAGCCGGCUUGGGAAUGGUUUGUGCAGGAAUAGCUUUCGACAUGGUGAAAAAUUGGAAGCUAUUUGUCGAAGUGCGAGAGACAUUCAUUCUCGUCCCAGCCCUCUGCGGCCUAAAGGGUAACUUAGAAAUGACCCUGGCUAGUCGGCUGUCAACAUUGACGAAUUGCGGCCAUAUGGACAAUUCGAAAAAGCGGAAUGGGACAUUGUUAUCCAAUGUGGCGCUGAAUCAAAUACUGGCUACUGUUAUUGCAUUAUUUGCUUCCACAUUCGCAAUAAUCCUGCAUUUGAUAACGUAUGGACAGCUGAACUGGGCGCAUGUUUGCCUCUUAUCCGCUGCGUCGGUAGCGACGGCUUGUUGCACUUCUAUGACACUCGACAUAAUCAUGAUUUUAAUUGUCAUUUUCUCGAGAAAAUGCGGGAUAAAUCCGGAUAAUGUGGCAACUCCAGUGGCUGCCUCUAUAGGCGACUUGACAACUAUUAUUGCACUGUCAAUGUUUGGAACGCUUUUUCUUAAUCAUACAAGUACAAAGCCAUGGAUUAAUAUUGUCUUCGUACUUGUUGUUAUAUUGAUCUCACCGCUUUGGAUACGCCAGGCACUUCGAGAUGACAGAACGAAAAAGAUGCUCUUCAAGGGAUGGAUCCCGGUUAUAUCAGCAAUGCUUCUCAGUAGUGGUGGAGGGCAAAUUUUGGAGAAAGGUGCUCUUGAUUAUGCGGAGUUACCUAAAUUUCAACCUGUUAUAAAUGGCGUUGGAGGCAACUUGGUUGCGGUGCAGGCUAGUCGUCUCUCGACUUAUUUCCAUCAAAAUGCAUUACCUGGUGAAAUUCCUAAUGGCUACAAGCUAAAACAUUUUUGCAGUAUCAAGCGAGCAUUCUUUUCUAGAGACAACGAUGCUCAAUCUGUUCGAGUCUUAUUAUCUUUGGUCAUGCCUGGACAUAUCAUUUUCAACUGUUUUUUAUACAUUUUUCGUAGUGAUUCUGCAGCACCUCCUCAAGGAAUCCUAUUUACUGCUAUGUACCUCACUGCAGCUCUUACACAGGUACUAGUGCUGCUCUAUGUCUGUCAGUACAUGAUCGCAGCGAUGUGGUCUUGGCGUGUGGACCCUGAUAAUGCCGCCAUUCCAUAUUUGACUGCUCUGGGCGAUCUUCUUGGAUCCCUUUUUCUGUUUUUAGUGUUUUUAUUGUUUGACAAACUUCACCUACAGAGGUUACAAGUGCCUUUGUUUUGACAUUUAAUGCAUGUAUAAUUAGAGUGUGAAAUUUGUAUGUUAUCAUAUCAAGAAAAGAU
Molecule: messenger RNA, 1536 nt
Organism: Cylicocyclus nassatus
Lineage: Eukaryota; Metazoa; Nematoda; Chromadorea; Rhabditida; Strongylidae
Source: the annotation of a GenBank genome assembly